Cryptococcus wingfieldii CBS 7118 is the source of this 1629-nucleotide messenger RNA. RefSeq lists its product as hypothetical. Bases 1 to 1629 code for a protein of 542 amino acids. NCBI's taxonomy places the organism in Eukaryota, Fungi, Basidiomycota, Tremellomycetes, Tremellales, Cryptococcaceae. The transcript is spliced from 2 exons. The record is from RefSeq and is a predicted model, not a curated record.
AUGAUUGUGCUGAGUGCAGACGAACGCAGGUUUGAUCCCGCGCAGGACGGGACGCCUGUCGUUAUGCGGUCGGUCUUCCGCCAGCUCUUUUUCUGCGUCGUCCACAGGAUGCUGGGGUACUACACCUCAAAACGCCGCAAGUCCUCCUCGCUCGCUUCUCCCCCAUCCGUCAUCCUCCAGUCCCCCGCAUACGCCGACGCCAUCCACGACUCCCCCGCAUCCACCUCCUUCGCUUCUCCCCGACUACAACAAGCCAGCCCGCCUUCCUCCUCUCGAGAUCGUAGCCACUCGCCCAAUGCUCCGAUAACGCCUGUGGGGGGCCAUAUUGGGCUGCGGCAUACGUCGCCUGAUGGGCCGGGUCGGCUGGUGGCUGCAAAGGACUUUGCGAAACCCCCGCGGUCUGACCCUGUUGCUCAAGAUGGUCCAAGUGCCAAAGAGCUACCCAGUAUCCACCAAGACAAAGACCGGAGCACGCUCAACUCAGAACCUUUCACUCUCCUGUCCGAACACACCACCUCCCGCUCGACUCUCCCGACCCACGCCCCUCCUCCGCGGCCAAGCAGGCCUAUAGACGUUAAGAGUAUACCGCCUGCAAGCGUGCACGACGCCUAUGUGUCGGGGUUCAUCAAGCCGUCCGUGGCGCUGGAUAUGGGGGUAGGGGGAGAGCAACAUCGGCCUUCUAUCCAUCGGUCGUCCUCUGCACCGGGGGAAGCGAACCAUGCUCUAUUACCCUCCGCUUUACCGCAGAGUCCCGAGAAGAAGAAGGCGUCGAAAGCCGUGAUACCACAGCCUGUAUUCGAGAUCUUCAACGCGGAGAUAUCUGAAGAUGGGGACAAUCUCUGCCGCAAUAUGCGAGGCUAUCUGGACAAGGCGUUCAAAGGGCAGGAAGAGGUUGCAAGGAUGCACUUGGCUCUGGAAGCGCUGGGGGAGAACGAUGAUCAAGUGGGGAAAGAGAACAAGGAAGGGGGGGAUGAAGCAAAGGUUGAGAUGUCGCUCGAAGCUCGAGAGAAGGGCGUGGACGAGAUCAUGCAAAAGCUUGAUGCUCUAUCAGACUCUCUACGCACGUACCACGAUCUAGGGACUCCUAGACUAUCCUUCCAACACCCUCACCCGCAAGGAUUCAGACCACGCACAAAUACCGUCGACAUCGGUACCCUCUCCCAACAUCCCACUUUCGACUUCCCGCACGACGCCCCAGCAGAAGAACAAAAUUCUCCUCAGACGACCACUUCUCAGAGACCUUCCCCACCGACGUUUGUCCGCUCGCAUUCAGACGUCGAGCUGUCUCCGCUGUCCAAAAACCCGGCACGUAUAAAGUCGCCUUUGCGAAACGCAUUCAUCCCGAGCUCGGCGGUCGUCAGUGAUGAAGAGGAUGAAGUCUCUUCUGAAGCGCCAAAGCUUCCAAGAAGGGGGCCGAGUGCCAACCUUCCGCCAUUGCGGCUUUCCAGGGAACCCAGUCUUGACGAUGUGGGGAAAGGCAAGGGGAAGGAAAAGCCAAAGACAUUUUGGGAGAGAGAGCAGGAGAUGGAUAGGCAGAAGGCGAAUAAGCAGACGUGGCUUGAGGAUGUUGGUGGUGGCAUGACGGAUAGUCCGGUGGAGAUGGGAACGAGGGGACAAAAGCCGUUCUAG